CAACGUUGAUUUAUUCGAUAAACGUUUUGCCUUGAUCUACAAACAAAAAAUAAGAAGGGAACAAAACAAAUAAGUGUAUUGAUUUUUCAUAAAAUAAAUUUGCGUGAACAUAAUGUUUUGCUGUUUGAAAAGUUGUGUCAAUGGGUUCUCAUUAACACCCAGUGUGCCAAUUAGGGUAAAAGAAAAUCCAAUUCAGCUGGACACUCUUCAUAUGGGCCAUGAAGUAGUAAUUGUAAAAGGUGGUCAACGGGCAUGUGGAUCCGGUUGUGUUCUCGGUAACGCGCCACUUGUCCAAAACAAGGCUUACUUUGAGGUGAAACUACAGCAAGGUGGUGUUUGGGCUGUUGGAUUAGCUUCACGGGAAACUGAUAUAAAUAAAGUUCAUGGUGGAGUAGAUAAAGAAUCAUGGUGUUUAAACAGUGAUGGCACAGUCAGGCAUGACAAUGUAGAACUUUAUCAACUGAAAGCGGCCCCAGACACACAAACAGAUAUUCUAGUAUCAACAGGCUCACCACAGAAUCACAAAAAUGAAGAUAAUAUAAUAUCAGUGAUGCCUGUGGAAGGUGAUGUUAUAGGAUUAGCUUAUGAUCAUGUCGAGUUAAAUUUCUUUUUAAAUGGAAAGACUAUGGAAAUACCAGUACGUAGUGUUAGAGGGACAGUUUAUCCUGCCCUAUAUGUUGAUGAUGGUGCUAUAUUGGAUAUAAUCCUCGAUAAUUUUCGGUAUCCGCCUCCGAAUGGGUUCGAGAAAAUAAUGGUGGAACAAUCUCUGCUCUAACAAAUUGAUCUCAUAGUAUAAUUGUGUGGACACUUGCUUGUGUGUGAGACUGUUAAAUUAUUUAUCCUUAACUUACUUAUAAAUACCUUUUAAUUAAACCAGAAUCAAAACCCAUUGUCUGUAUUGUAUAAAAGUCUAAAAUCCUCUACUUAAAGUUUAGUUAGAGAUGGCCUGAAUUUGACACUUUUAUGUCAUCAAAGACAAUAGAUGUUUGACAUACGGAAGUAUGCGUAUAUAUUUAGCGCGAAGGCUCGACUCGAAAUAUUGUUAAUUUUGCUUUAAGUGACCUUGAACUCUAUUAAUUUGGUAAAAAGUUCACGGCCAUAGUCAGGUCCACGAACGUUUAUAAAAAAAUGUUUCCUAUUUUGAUAAGUAUUUCAAAACACUGAUAGACUUUUUUUUAAAUCAAGCCAAAAUAUGAUUGAAACUAAGAACAUAUAUUUAUAAUUUAGUAUCGUUCUUAACUCUCUAUUUAUUUAUUAUCUAUGGGACGAAGAUAAAAAAACGCGCAAUACACAGACUAUAUUUGUAUAAAAUAGUACCCAUAGAUGAUAUAUCUAAUAGACUGGAUAUUGGUAAUUACAGAACUGAGUAUAUUUUGCAUUGUAAAACAAAAAUAGUAGUUUAUAUUGUGGAUUGACUUUUGCCACUACUGGUCGUUUUAAACCUUUGAAAACUUCUUUCUUUUGUAUGUUUGUAAGUAUUUUUUAUUUUAUUUUGUAUAGAAAUGUAUCCUUACUAGGAUACAUUACUAUACAAAAUAUUCAUUGAAAAUUUUAACAUUAAACUAAAAUGGGAUUGAUGGUUACUUAGAAGGUGAUUAUAAGUAGGGUGUCAAUGUAUAUUGUGUAUUAACUAUAUGGCUCUAACUUAAUCUAUUUUUCUAAUAAAAAGUGCAUUUUAAAUUGAUAUAAUGUAUGAUAAUCAUGUAAAUCUUUAAAAUUAUUUCAAAACAUAUAAAUAAGCUAAAUAUGUUAAACUUUUUAUAAUUUGGUUCUUAAUAUGUAAAGUCAAAAACAUUCCUAUUGUAUUUUUUAUUACUCUAAUGUCAGUUACAAUAUUUUAACUGUACAAUUUGUGUAUACUUAAGUGAUUUGCUUAUUUUUAAUGGUACAAUAAAUUUCUUUAACAUUAAACGAGAGGUAUAAUUUCUUACUUUUCUUGUAUAACUUCUAGUCUAUGACUGUAUGUGAAAACAAUGGUCCAGGCCAUAAAAUUAUAAAAAAAAACAAUAGCGCAUUUCGCUUGACUCGUACUUAGCGCUUUUGUUGCUAUAUGUUAUACGGAAUAAAUUGGUCAAAGCCUAACAAAACUCCUUAGCGCCUAGCAAUCAUCUUCAAGCGCUGGAUGGGCUUUGUUUCGCCACAGAAGCCAAUAUAUUAUUAUAUAAAAGUCAUUUCUAGUUCAAUCAUAGACAAACAUGAUGUUUAACGAUUAAACGAAUCGCGCUAAUUGUCUUUUGAUAUAAAUACCUGAAAGGAAGAGACGCAUUUUCUUUGUAAUUACUGAUGUUUUAAGAAUGAAACUAAAAUAGAUACAAAUAUUUGUUGUGGUACAAUAAACUGUUUGAAUGUAUAAUAAACAUUAUAAAUUAUCAGUUAUACAAAUUGUUGUAAUUUAAGUUAAUUCAUAAUGAAUACUGUUUCAAAUGUGCUUAAUAAAAAUUAUGUAUCUUA
Molecule: messenger RNA, 2451 nt
Organism: Pieris rapae (cabbage white)
Lineage: Eukaryota; Metazoa; Arthropoda; Insecta; Lepidoptera; Pieridae
Product: SPRY domain-containing protein 7
Exons: 4
Coding region: 113-775 (220 amino acids)
Molecular function (GO): protein binding
Source: RefSeq, a predicted model, not a curated record